Platichthys flesus (European flounder) is the source of this 1431-nucleotide messenger RNA. RefSeq names its product ADP-ribosylation factor-like protein 6. NCBI's taxonomy places the organism in Eukaryota, Metazoa, Chordata, Actinopteri, Pleuronectiformes, Pleuronectidae. Gene Ontology annotation, biological process: cilium assembly; vesicle-mediated transport; intracellular protein transport. Gene Ontology annotation, cellular component: cytoplasm; axoneme. The record is from RefSeq and is a predicted model, not a curated record. The transcript has 9 exons. Gene Ontology annotation, molecular function: GTP binding; GTPase activity. Bases 183 to 815 code for a protein of 210 amino acids.
GCGGCUUCUCAGCGUGUGACACGACUCUCUGCGAGUGGGGACACGCUAUGCCGCGGCUAUUCUCGAUUUUUUCACUUCUUUGAGAUUUUGCAGAUGUAGGUCUCAUAAUUGCCAGUGAUUGGACCACCUAGGGGGUUAUGUGUUUGAAAGUUUAAAUGGUGAAGAGGUAAUAACACAGUGUCAUGGGGCUGCUGGAUAAACUGUCGGGCUGGCUCGGCCUGAAGAAGAAAGAGGUCAACGUUUUGUGUUUGGGGCUGGACAACAGCGGCAAGACCACCAUCAUCAACCAGCUGAAGCCGGCUAAUCGUGCGAAUCAUGUAGGCCCAUUGUCAGAGGAGUGGAAACAUGUUAGUCAGACCCAGGCACAAGAAAUAGUCCCAACAAUUGGCUUCAACAUUGAAAAGUUCAAGAGUUCAAGCCUGUCGUUCACAGUGUUUGAUAUGUCCGGGCAGAGCAGAUACAGAAACCUGUGGGAGCAUUACUACAAAGAGAGUCACGCCAUCAUCUUUGUCAUCGACAGCGGAGACAAACUGAGGAUGGUCGUUGCCAAAGAGGAGCUCGAUAUUUUUCUCAACCACGAGGAUAUCCGCAGCAAAAGGAUACCGGUAUUGUUCUUUGCUAACAAGACGGACCUACGGGACGCCAUGUCUUCUGUCAAGGUCUCACAGAUGUUGUCGUUGGAGAACAUCCGAGACAAACCCUGGCACAUCUGUGCCAGCAAUGCUAUCAAGGGAGAGGGCCUCCAGGAAGGGCUGGACUGGCUGCAUGAGCAAAUUGCACAAUCACAUCAAAACAAUGAACAAAUGAACGACUGAAAGUUUUGUGACCGGGGACGAGUCGUGGACGAGUCGUGGACGAGUCGUGGACGAGUCGAGGACGAGUCGUGGACGAGUCGUGGACGAGUCGUGGACGCAGUGAUCUCAGUCUCAUCCACCUCACGAAGUAUUAAUCACACUUGAUGUUGCAGGCCUUAAUCUUCAAUGUGAAGUAGCCUAGUACUUCCUGUUCAUGCUAAAAGUUUGACACCAUGUUUCUUUAAAAAAGUACUAUAGUAUAAUUUGUAUGACUACUGUGUUUAAAGUUAAAGCUCUAUGUUGUGCUCACAUGACAGAGUAAGCAAAUGUAAACAGUCUGAUUGUAUUGCUUUUAAAUAAAAACAUUGAAAAAUGUUAUUCAUAACAUUUCCUGGAACUCCUUUUUUAUCCCAUGACACAAUUGAUUAAUUUCUUCAACUUAUUUAUUUUAGAUACUAAUGUCACCACUGAAUAUUGUUCUACCUGGUGGAUGUAAAAAUAUGUGCUUGCUGUGUUUCUGUUUUUUCAAAUGAAGACAAAUUAGAACUGAAAAUAUAUACAUUUAUUAAACUAUACAAAAACAAUGUUAUAACUGUAUCACAACUAUAUUUACACAGAGAGGAAAUGUGAAUAAAUA